ACGAGAGCCGCUAAGAAGUAAGAAGUACAUCCGCCCGUUCUGCUCCGAGGCAUCAUCUAUGGAUUCGCGGACUGCAAAGCCGCCCGCCGAGUUGCGCCCAAAACAACGAACCCUACCUGUUGGUUGACCCUCGGGGUGCCUGAAAUGGCUGCUGUACGACCAUCGUCCUCCUCGUUUGCGACUCUCUGUUCUGCCUUACAGCUUGUCCUUUGGUACACAGUACAUUAAAACACCGGGCUUGGUCCGGAAGGCUCAUUCACGCCAUGCCAGACAAGAACCUCACGAUUGCUACCUACGCCGCCGGAGCCUCCCUUGCCGCCAUAACCCUCGUCUACGUGUUUAGCCCUACCUUUUUCCUGGACAACGAAGCCUCGAGCACCAAGAAAAAGGGCGUUGUCGGCCUCGCCAAUGUCGCAAAUGACUGCUUCAUCAACUCGGUUCUGCAAGCUUUGGCAGGCCUACCCGAUCUGCGAAUAUACCUGAUACGGGAGGUCCAUCGGCGCAAGCUCGACGGGCCGCAGGUGUACGAAAUCACUCCCGAGGCAUUGGAACAGGAGAAAGGGAAAGGAAAGCCUGAGUUGCUGGAAGGUCUGCGGAAGGGUGUGGUUACAUAUGCGCUGAAGGAGAUAUUGGAUAGCCUAAACGAGAGGCCGUUGCACCGCAAGGUUAUUUCUCCGGUGCCAUUCAUUCGAGCGCUGGAGAGGGCUUUCCACUCACACAUCAGCCGGCAGCAGCAGGAUGCCCAGGAAUUCCUUCAGAUCGUGACGGAGCGGUUAUGCGACGAGUAUCACGCAGGCACGAAGGCCAGGCUACAAGCUCAGAAGCGCGGUAUAUCUAUUACGGCUGGAGAUAGCGCCUCGGAGAGGGAAGAGAUUGCUGCUCAAUUCGGUGUCGCUCCAACGGAGGAUACAGAUGAAGCUAACGGGGAAGGGGUAGAAGAGUCGGAGAAGCGGGAUGGGCACUCUCCGCUAUCUGAAGAAGGGUUCCCGUUCGAAGGAAAAUAUGAAUCGCAGAUCGAAUGCCUCACAUGUGGUUUCAAACCGAAGCCAUCUGUAUCGACGUUCGUUACCCUGACCUUGAAUGUACCCCAACAAUCCAGCACCUCGCUCAACGCAUGUUUCGACGGCAUCUUCAAGGUGGAGCACAUUGAUGACUUCAAAUGCGAAUACUGCCGCUUACAGCACGCAAUCGAUUACUAUACGAAGCAGCUCCCACGAAUAUCGCCUUCAGAAGCCAAACGGUUACAGGUCGAUAUUGACAAGCUGCGGCAGGCGCUUACCGAGGACCCUGAGAAACUUCCCGAGGGCGUCGAGCUCCCUGAUGCCAAGUUGGCACCACGUCGUCGAAUCGCUCGCCACAUGUACAUAUCAUCCUUUCCCAAAGUGCUCGCCAUCCACCUGUCGCGCUCCAUGUACGCUAUCGGGAGCAUGUCGCAGAAGAACAUGGCCAAGGUUGCAUUCCCCGAGACGCUCCCCCUGGGCUCCAUACUGGAUCGGAGGCAAUAUAAGCUUCUGGGUAUGGUUACCCACAAGGGAAGCCACCAGAGCGGACACUACGAGUCCUUCCGGCGCCAGGUACAGCCUCUACCCUUUUCCACGCCUCACUCCUUCGGCGUGGACGGGGUUUACAGUCGGAGCCGCCCCGCAAGCAGCAGUCCAUCCACCACGCAGAGUCCUAGGGUAUCGACGCCCAACCUGACCGGUACAGCCGAGCCUCCCCAACCCUCGACGUCAGGCUCAGAUUCUCCGUCAGUGGACUCCCUCUCCUCCGAGUCGUCGCGUCCCUCGCGCGUGCCGCCACCCACGUCCGCACCCCGUGAUGAGGACGGCCAGCACCUUCCGCUUCCUCGUCCCUCUUCUCCGUCCCCUUCUUCACUAUCACGAAACAGCAAACCCAAGUCGCUCAAAUCCUUCAGAGAAAAAGCCUCGUCUGUUUCCGUUGCCGAAAUCCAGCAGCAGCUCAAGGGCCGUCGGCCCAAGCACAAGCACGGCAGUAACCGCUGGUGGCGCAUCAGCGACGACAAGGUCAAGGAGAGCAAGACGAGCGAGGUGCUGUCAAUGGAGAAGGAUGUGUAUCUGCUGUUUUAUGAGCUGGAGCGGUAGCAAUCAUUUCUGCAGUGCAACAAAGAAGAAAAACCCUAGAGCAUUGAACUUGGAGCAUACGGUAUUCAUGAGUACAUGACUCCAUUUGAAAGUGGAUUGUUUGGUUAUGUUAAUGUUUGCAGGGUCGGCGUUUCCUGUAUAUGCUUGGUGAGAGGCCUAUAGCUAUCUGAAGUGCAUGUGUUUAGACAUAGAUGUAGACGCCCGCUCGUAGCGGGACUUCAAAACGAAUUGAGUGGAAUUUCAAACUAUAUGAAGGGGUUCGGGCUUUUCGCAAUGUCUCCUUUCCAAGUGGUCUUACUGUGUACAUAUUGCCAAUGUCGACG
Westerdykella ornata is the source of this 2425-nucleotide messenger RNA. Its product is annotated as cysteine proteinase. Gene Ontology annotation, cellular component: nucleus; cytosol. Bases 264 to 2102 code for a protein of 612 amino acids. The record is from RefSeq and is a predicted model, not a curated record. Gene Ontology annotation, biological process: protein deubiquitination. The transcript has a single exon. Gene Ontology annotation, molecular function: cysteine-type deubiquitinase activity; cysteine-type endopeptidase activity. NCBI's taxonomy places the organism in Eukaryota, Fungi, Ascomycota, Dothideomycetes, Pleosporales, Sporormiaceae.